Messenger RNA from Chilo suppressalis (striped riceborer), 953 nucleotides. The record is from the annotation of a GenBank genome assembly. NCBI's taxonomy places the organism in Eukaryota, Metazoa, Arthropoda, Insecta, Lepidoptera, Crambidae.
GAUACUCCGAAGAUCAGUUAGCAGGUAAGAAUACUAAAGCAAGUUGAGAACUACGUACGUAUUCCAUAAAACUAGUACACCGACUGCCACAAAGUGCAGGUAAAACUGGUUGUGUGGCGGUAACGAUAAAUGUCUACGUACGCGAGGUGUGUCCAGUUGUGAGUCAUGUCAAUCAACGUCUUACCCGAAAGAGGUGGCUAUUGCAUGCGCCCUAGUUUCCUUAUAAGGUAGGUAUUUUAAAAUGUGUCUUUCGGCCGGUUUGCAACGCUGUAGUGCCUUUUCUCGCGUCGUCCAAUAUGUUCGUAUACGAGCCGCCUACGAAAUUGAAGCUCACUUCAGUGGAAGAAUUUCAAGAAGCAUUUCAAUUGUUUGACUCUCGUGGCGAUGGCAAGAUUCAUGUGGCACAGAUUGGAGAUGCACUGCGGGCACUUGGCCAGAAUCCUACCGAGUCCGAUGUCAAGAAGUGCACACUUCACUUGAAACCUGAUGAAAGAAUAUCAUUUGAAGUUUUUCUGCCAAUAUAUCAAGCAAUUUCCAAAGCAAGAAGUGGAGACACUGCUAAUGAUUUUAUUGAAGGCCUUCGUCACUUUGAUAAGGAUGGCAAUGGAUUCAUAUCUUCUGCAGAACUCCGACACCUGCUGUCCACUCUCGGUGAGAAGCUGAGUGAUGAUGAGGUAGAGCAGCUGUUACAAGGGCAAGAGGACUCUCAGGGCAACAUCAACUAUGAGAACUUCGUGCAUCUCAUCAUGCAGGGCUGAUUGAUAUCACCAACAACCUACAUAACUUAUUAAUUUUACAUAAUUAUUGAUAUAAUUCCCUGUUAUUUCCAUUGAAAUGUAUUCCAAACAUUUAUUAGUUUUAAGAAUAACAACAUUAUUGUAUAGUAUAUGACUGUACAUGUACGGACAUCGGUACAAAUGGUCAAUAAGAUAACAAAAUAAAUUUAUAUUAAA